Molecule: messenger RNA, 1218 nt
Organism: Annulohypoxylon truncatum
Lineage: Eukaryota; Fungi; Ascomycota; Sordariomycetes; Xylariales; Hypoxylaceae
Product: FAD/NAD(P)-binding domain-containing protein
Exons: 3
Coding region: 1-1218 (405 amino acids)
Molecular function (GO): FAD binding
Source: RefSeq, a predicted model, not a curated record
AUGACGUUGAAUAUUGCCAUUAUUGGAGCUGGCCCAGCUGGCCUCACAUUAGCGAAGCUGUUGCAAAAAGCGACAAUAAGUUGUAAAGUGUUUGAAAAAGACACCGAUCGAUAUAGUCUAAGAAAUCGAGGCGGCUCGUUAGACAUUCACGCGGAUUCUGGACAACGCGCCUUGAAAGAGGCUGGUCUGUUCGAAGAGUUUAAGAAGCUCGCUAGGCCAGAGGGCGAAACUCUACGAAUCUACUCGCCCGAUGGCACCGUACUUAUGGACGAGAGUAGAGGUGACGCUGGACGACCCGGAGAGUUCGUCGACAGGCCUGAGAUCGAUCGCACGCAACUACGCAAUCUUCUCUUGGAUUCGCUAGCGCCUGAGACGGUGUGCUGGGAUUAUAGACUACUCAAGAUCCACCACAGCCAAGAAAACUCGAAACUAACCUUGACUUUCGCCAACGGCAAUGAGGAGCCCAACUUCGACCUUGUGGUAGGCGCUGAUGGGGCCUGGUCCAGGGUCCGAACAAGCCUGAGUGAAGUUGAGCCCUCCUACUCGGGCAUAAGCGGUCUGGCCUGCCGCAUCUCAGACGUGGAUUCCAGGUUUGGAAUGCUGUCUAAGCAUGUUGGACAGGGCAUGUGUCUCAACCUGGGAUCGGACAAGGGUCUUCUAUGCCAGCGAAACAGCGACGGCACAGUUCAGGUCUACGCCUUCGCCCGAUUACCGAAUGAUUGGCUCACGGCAUGCGGGAUUGACUUUACCCAUCCUAACGCGCGGCGAGAGGUGAUCGAUUCGCUUUUCUCAGAAUAUACACCCCUACAGAAGUCUCUGGUGCUUAACGGUGAUCCAGAUACUGUAGGUCGGCGGCUUCAUAUGCUUCCCGUGGGGUUUGAAUGGACUCAUAAUCCAAGAAUUACACUUAUUGGAGAUGCUGCGCAUCUAAUGACUCCGUUCGCAGGGGUAGGGGUUAAUUUAGCCAUGCAAGACGCAUUAGACCUUGCACAUACCAUUAUCGCGAAGGACACCGAGCCAGAAGACUCAUCAUCAUUGAGUGUAGGCCUCCAGAAGUUUGAAGUCGGAAUGUGGGCGCGCGCGAAGCAGAACGCAGAAGCCACAAUAAUGUACCAGGACCUAUUCUUCCAUAAACGCGGCGGCGUCGCCAUGGUGGAGCAUUUUGCGAAGAGGAGGCAGGAAGAUGAGCAGAAAACAGGACAAUCAAAUAAGCAUUAG